Messenger RNA from Trichoderma asperellum CBS 433.97, 906 nucleotides. RefSeq lists its product as uncharacterized. The record is from RefSeq and is a predicted model, not a curated record. NCBI's taxonomy places the organism in Eukaryota, Fungi, Ascomycota, Sordariomycetes, Hypocreales, Hypocreaceae. Gene Ontology annotation, cellular component: mitochondrion. Gene Ontology annotation, biological process: mitochondrial citrate transmembrane transport. Gene Ontology annotation, molecular function: citrate secondary active transmembrane transporter activity.
AUGGCGACAAUAGCCAAGGAGCCGGCAGCCUCUGAGAAGAAGCAGCGUCCCAGCGCUCUGCGAUCGGUCAUUGCUGGUUCGACGGCCGGCGCGAUUGAAAUCGCCAUUACUUACCCUGCCGAGUUUGCGAAGACAAGGUCGCAGCUCAACAGGCGGCUAGCCGAGGGAAAGAAGCUGCCAUGGCCACCGUUCGGAGCGCAGUGGUAUGCGGGAUGCACCACGCUCAUCAUUGGCAACUCUGCCAAGGCAGGCAUCCGAUUCGUUGCUUUUGACCAAUUCAAGAGCCUGCUCGCCGACGAGAAUGGCAAGCUUUCUGGCCCACGAACCGUCCUGGCAGGCUUCGGCGCUGGUGUUACCGAGUCGCUGCUUGCUGUAACUCCCACAGAGAGUAUCAAAACUACUCUCAUCGACGACCGCAAAUCUGCCAAACCUCGCAUGCGUGGCUUCCUCCAUGCCGGCCCCAUCAUCGCCCGUGAGCGUGGUAUUCGCGGUUUCUUCCAGGGCUUCGUCCCUACGACAGCUCGCCAAGCCGCGAACAGUGCAACCCGCUUCGGCGCCUACAACUUCUUCAAGCAGAUCGCCGAAUCUUACACUGCGCCGGGAGAGAAGCUUGGCGCCGUGGGCACCUUUGCCAUGGGUGGUCUCGCAGGUCUGGUCACGGUGUAUGUGACGCAGCCUCUGGACACGGUCAAGACGCGCAUGCAAAGUAUCGAGGCCAAGAGCAUGUAUGGCAAUACAUUCAGAUGCGCGGCUAUGAUCUUCAAGCAAGAGGGCAUCUUCACAUUUUGGAGUGGAGCGCUGCCCCGGCUGGCGAGAUUGGUAAUGAGUGGAGGCAUUGUGUUUACCUUGUAUGAGAAGAGCAUGGACCUAAUGAACAAGCUGGAUCCUGAGAUGAAGUACAUCUAA